CUUUAGCGAAAAAGGUCAAACAAAUAAGACUGAAGUCAGUCUUCGUUCCUACUGCCCUGGCGCUCAGCUGUUUACCAUUUGUUAUGAAAUUUUUGGAUUGAAAGAAAAUUUUUAAAAUUUGAGAAAAUAAAAUGCUGCGUUUGUUAACAAAAACAAGACUUGCAAGGCAGCUGUUCACGGCUUCCUAUGGCUCUCCGCGUUUUUAUGCCCAGAACUUGGCCGACGGAAACAAGAAGCCGGAGGAGGGACAGAUCAGCAAUGAGCCGAUACAGUUCUUUGGCAGUCAGGCGGCCACUUGGCGAGCACGGGACACUCGAAGUGGGGGUGAUGAUGAAUCCCUCUGGUACCAGCCCUACGUGAUCUCAGCCAGCUUGGCCGUAUUUCUCUUGUAUUUCUGCUGCCUUCGCGAGGAAAGUGACAUUGAUGAACGGCUGGGGGGAAAUCUGUACGACCAUGUAAGCGACAUGGAGGAGGUGCAGCUGACAGUCAACUACAGAUACAAUAAGGAACACGGGCUGGACACCAAAGAGCAGGAGAAACGUCUCAUCGAAAUAGGCGUCGAUAUGAAAGAAUUGGAUGCAAAAUUAGCCGCCCUAUAGUCUAGAAUUAACCACUAACAUUGAUUGUGUUUUUCAUUUUAUUAAUUUAAAAUAAAUUCUAAAUUUAUAUA
Messenger RNA from Drosophila pseudoobscura, 670 nucleotides. RefSeq lists its product as uncharacterized. Lineage: Eukaryota; Metazoa; Arthropoda; Insecta; Diptera; Drosophilidae. The transcript is spliced from 2 exons. The record is from RefSeq and is a predicted model, not a curated record. The coding region runs from base 132 to 599 and encodes 155 amino acids.